GCGACCUGUCUAGUACAACGGAGGCGACUGGUAGAUCGUUGGAUGAUUUUGCCGCAGGGUUGGUCAAAGUCAAUAAAGUAUCGCCGAGUAUAGUACGCUGAAUAAAGUCAAUGGAUGUUGAAAAACUACUGAUAAUGGAUAACUCAUAUAGGACGAUAUCAUGAAGGAAAUCGAAGCUCUACGUGCAGCGGUGAAAGCAAAUGGUGCAAAGGAACAGGAACAAGUGGGACAGGUGAAGAAUAGGUUGCAUGAAGAGCUGAAAACGGAAAUUUUGGACGCGCUAAGACCGCACAUUACCAGCGAGAUCAAGAGCGUAAUCGAGAAGGAGACCAAAACGCAAGUUGACCUCAAGAUCAACAAUCAUAUUUCUAUUCCUCUGGCCACGCAAGAAGAAGAAACCGAAGAGAAGUUGUCCGAGGUCCGAGUGUCAUUGGCGAAUUCGAAAGCGCGUAUAGCCAACGCGGCGAUUACGUUAGAACAUAUGAAUGAUAAACUUGAAGUUCUGCUAAAGAAAGAUGGAAAACGCAGUAAACUUUAUCCGGCGGAUUUAACAUCGCUGUUCGCCUAUAACUUGGAUAGGGUUCGCGAAUUGCUCCAGGAUUAUGGGCUGGAGAGUGACACAAACCUCCGCGCUAAUUUGAAUCGGUUCAUUGACUAUAUCGGCAUACCGCAGGAGUCGCGUAUUGCAUAGCCUGGGAUGGAAGAACAGUAUACGAUGCUUGUAAUUUUUGUAGUAGAACGAUUUGGGUCAGCCCGACUGCCUGGCAUUAAUUUUCAAGAACAAAAGAUACAGGGUGUUCGGGAAUAAUGAAAAGGCCAGGCAAACCGGGGGAGGUGGCC
Molecule: messenger RNA, 840 nt
Organism: Guyanagaster necrorhizus
Lineage: Eukaryota; Fungi; Basidiomycota; Agaricomycetes; Agaricales; Physalacriaceae
Exons: 6
Coding region: 161-691 (176 amino acids)
Source: RefSeq, a predicted model, not a curated record